Molecule: messenger RNA, 1461 nt
Organism: Closterium sp. Naga37s-1
Lineage: Eukaryota; Viridiplantae; Streptophyta; Zygnematophyceae; Desmidiales; Closteriaceae
Source: the annotation of a GenBank genome assembly
AUGCCCUCCCUUCCGCGUAUCCCGUGCCUUCAACCUCUCACCCUCGUCUCCGCCGGUGGUGUGUUCGUCGCAGAUGUGGUAACAACAACUUCGCACGUCGCUCCGAGUGUAACCGAUGCGGCACCGCGCGUCCUGCCGGAGCUGGCGGGGGCGGUGGAGGCGGAGACUUCGGCGGAGGCGGAGGCGGAGGGUUUGGCGGAGGAGGCGGGCGCGGUGCUCCGCCCGCUCGACCCGGCGACUGGGAUUGCUCGGGUUGCGGAAACAACAACUUUGCCCGCCGCGCCGAGUGCUUCAAGUGCGGUACUGCGCGCCCCGCCGACGCGGGCGCUGGCGGCGGUGGCGGCGGCGGCCGCGGAGGGCGGGAGGGGGAGGAUCGGUAUGGUGGCGGAAGAGACGACAGGGGGAGUGAUCGCUACGGUGGGGGAAGAGGGGACGAUAGGGGCAGGGGGGACGACAGGGGCAGGGGGGACGACAGGGGUAGGGGGGAUGACCGCGGGAGAGAUGACAGGGGAAGGGGGGACGAUAGGCGCGGGGGGGAUGACAGGCGCGGCGGGGACUACGGGUCCCGCGGAGGGGGAAGGGGGGAGUACGACCGCGACGGGGGGCGUGGGGAUGGGGGGCGGGGCGGCGGAGAUAUUGGCGGGCGCGUUGGGGGAGAUUAUGCGCGGGACGACAGGGGCGGUGGCGGCGGGGGAGGGGGAGGGGGCUCCGCAGGCGGGGGAGGGGGAUAUGGGGAGGACGCUGGGGCGGACAGUGGGGGCGGGGGGGGGAGCGCCGGGGGUGAAGCAGUGCGACGAGAAUUGCCCCCCGGAUUGCGACAACGCGCGGAUUUAUAUUUCCGGGAUGCCCAAGGACGUCACAGUCGACGAGCUGUGCAACCUGUUCGGCGGCAUUGGGAUGGUGAGUGGUGGUGAGAUCGCGCGCAUCAAGCAGAAGCGCGGGUACAAGGACCAGUGGCCGUACAACGUGAAGCUGUACACGGACGAGAGAGGGCAGAACAAGGGCGACGGUGUUCUCACCUACGAGGACCCGCAGGCAGCCCACAGUGCUGGUGGCUUCUUUAAUGGUCACACCCUGCGUGGCAGCACUAUCAAAGUGGGCAUGGCGGAGAAGUCGGCACCGAGGCCAGGAGGAGGAGGCGGACGAGGAGGUUUCUUCACUCUCCCUUCGCUUCUCUCGCCAUCACCAUUCCUCCGCCCCUCCUCCCUCCUCCCUCACUUCAGUCUCCUCCCUCGCUCCUUGCACUCCCCUCCACUCCUCUCUCUCUCAUCCCUUCCCGUGUGUCCUGUGCACCCGUGUUUGUGUGCUCCCCGUUUUUUUCUGUGCCCGUGUGCUAUUGCAGUGGAGGUUUCAGGGGAGGUCGAGGGGGGUUCGGAGGAGGAGGGGGCUUUAGAGGGGGAGGAGGGCCGGACCGCAGGGACUUUGACAGGGGAAGGCCCCGCCCCUACUAAUAGGGGAUGA